AAGUUCCUGCAUGUCCAUUCAUUCUUGAACAUAUGUGAGUAGCAGACAAAUCAACGCGCCAAACUUCCACAAGGAUUCACCUAUAAUAAACAUCAACUCUCCCGCACGAAUGAACAAGACCACACGCGCGAUCCAGAUUCCAGAGUCCAGAGAAGUACUACACCUAGACCCAGCACACAUGUUACGUAGUAAGAGUACAUUAAUGGCAUCUCUUCCUCCUUCGGUCACCGUGAUCCAGAUGACAUCUCAGACCAACGACGACAGAGUACCGCCGGCGAUGCCAAAGGGUGCGGAUGACGGCUCUACAACCAUGGCAGCCAACCGGACAGCGGCGGACAAGGUGAUGUCAAGCGCGGCGAACCUGGCACAGCUCCUUCCGACGGGCACGGUGCUGGCGUACCAGGCGCUGUCCCCGUCCUUCACCAACACCAACCAUGGGACGUGCCUUCCCGCCAACAAGUGGCUCACGGCCACGCUGGUCGCCGUCCUCGCCGCCUUCUCCCUCCUCUUCUCCUUCACCGACAGCGUCGUCGGCCGAGACAGCAAGCUCUACUACGGCGUGGCGACGCCGCACGGGUUCAACGUCUUCAACUUCUCGGGCGAGGAGGAGGAGCGGGAGUGGGCGCUCGGCGAGCUCCAGAAACUGCGCCUUCAGCCGCUGGACUACGUGCACGCCGUCGUUGCUGCCGUGGUGUUCCUCACCGUGGCGUUCAGCGACGCUGGCCUCCAGAGGUGCUUCUUCCCCAACGCUAGCAACAACACCAGCGAGCUUCUCAAGAACCUGCCUCUAGGGAUGGCCUUCCUAUCAAGCUUUGUCUACAUGAUCUUCCCAACAAAACGGAAGGGCAUUGGAUACAACGAUACAACUCCUGGCAAAAAGGCAUGAAGCCAGUCACUCAAAAAGUUCAGAUGUAAAACUGGACAUAUAUAUAGUUAGAAAUGACACGAAUUCCUUGCACGUAUAUAAAUA
Molecule: messenger RNA, 970 nt
Organism: Sorghum bicolor (sorghum)
Lineage: Eukaryota; Viridiplantae; Streptophyta; Magnoliopsida; Poales; Poaceae
Exons: 1
Coding region: 110-886 (258 amino acids)
Biological process (GO): endomembrane system organization
Source: RefSeq, a predicted model, not a curated record